Caenorhabditis auriculariae is the source of this 4650-nucleotide messenger RNA. NCBI's taxonomy places the organism in Eukaryota, Metazoa, Nematoda, Chromadorea, Rhabditida, Rhabditidae. The record is from the annotation of a GenBank genome assembly.
AUGUCUGACGAAGAUCCGCUGGUCAACGGUGUGCUACUUUCUACACUGCGGGUGGUAGAUUUGAAAGAAGCACUUGAUGAACGCGGUUUAUCAAAAAUAGGCAAUAAGCAAAUUUUACAGGACAGGCUUCGAGAUGUAAGUUCAUUUCGUUCCCAACUAAGUUUUCUGAUUUUUUCAGAGUCUUCUUGGUCGAGAUCGAGAUAGCCCACUCACCAGUCCAACAAAAUCGGCCUCAUCAACGAAACUCGUAUGAUUAUAUUUUGGCCAACAUAUGAAUUGGAAGAAGAAAAAGCUGAAAAAAAAAGAUUUUGCUUUAGAAUCUUCCAGCUCUCCCCAUAAUUAAAACUAAAUGUCAUUUCCGUUUUCGCCGAAAAAUAUCAGUUCUUCCGAGAUUGAAUGUCGUUUUUGACUAGUCGAACUUUCAGACCAUUUUUGAAAAAACUGACCCAAUAAUUUAUAUUAUUUUUAUAACGCCUUAUAAUUGACUCGUUCGAGAUUAAUUGUCGCGAUUUUUCGACUUUAUGAGCUCGAAUAGUGGCGUAACGAAGAUCUGUUAGUUUAAAGUUUGUUGAGCGCGUUGAUUUGGGUUAGCUAUUUAUUUUUAUAUAUGUUGUGUUUUUUUAGUUAUCAGAAAGUUUUUCUGAUCUGAGGUAUGUUCUGUUCAACUUUGAAACUUGGAAAAAAAUAUUUAAUUCGAGAAGACCUAAUAGGAUUCAAAAGGAGAUUCGAAAGUGCAACCGAAGCAAGGAAUAUUUUAUAACGCCGUAUGAUUAGUCAUUAGUCAUCUCUCAAAUCUUUAGGGUUCUCCUCCAACGAAUCCUUUGGUCGCGGAGUACUUAGCUAAGCAGCAAGCAGCGUUGCAAGAGGCAAAGGUCGCUCAUCGUAAGUUUCAAAACUUAUUUCUGUCUAGUACUUCGUUCUCAAAACUGAGUUAUUUAGCACAUUUACCCGCUCAAGACGAGGAAACCGUGAAAAAAGCUCCAAAAGUCGAAACAGAAGCGGAGGUUUGCCGAAUAAAUUUUUUCGAACUUUUUUUUCUACUUUCAGGCCGAACAGACAGGCGUUGACGAAGAAAGGAAGAAAGAUUCAGAAGACAGCGAGAGCGUCCAGACACCGAAAAAUGAUAAGAGGAAAGAAGAGAAAGCCAAGGCUACUUCGGGGAAAUCUGAAGGAGAGAAAAACAGCGUUGAGCAAAUUCCUGUCGAUCCCGAGAUUUGCAAACAAGAAGAGGAUCCAGUUCCUGAAAGGUUUGAAGAUAGUAGAUGUAGGAUGUUAAUUUAAAUUUUCAUUUUGAAGAGCCGAUCGAACCGAAAAGGGCAACGAAUUUAGCGUGAAAGUAGAGGAUCUCACUUCUCAAGAUUCGGAGAGCGAGACGAGUAGUUCUGACGAGCCGGAUGGUUUUCGUUUCAACUAUUUUUUUUUUCCACGAAGUUUUUAUUCCAGAGAAAAUGAAUGAAGCGAUCGCCGGAGAAGAUUCGGCGAGGGAAAAAACGGCUGAGAGUCAUAUAAUUCCUCCUGAGAAAGAGAAAAGUGAGCUUGGAAAACACCACUUGAUAAGUAUUAUGUCAAUGCUUGCUACAGAAGAGACGAAGAAGGCGCAAACGACUACUACGAAGCCCGCGGACGACGACUUGGAGCUCGACUACGGCGACGAAAAUGAGGACGAGAAGGAUAGGGAGGAGGUUUUCCAAGUUUCCAUUUUACCGUUGAACACAUUUUCGAUAGUCUUGUUUUUUCCCUUCUGUUCAUGGGAUGUUUGCAGACGACGGAGGCUGAGAAAUCGACGAAAAAUGGACUUUCUGAGGGAACCGAAACGAAAAAGAAGUCAUCAAAUGGGACGGCGAGAGUGGAAGUCUUGUCGGAGGGUAAGAUACGCGAUCGAGCGCAUCGGGUAUCUUCUCCUUCGUCCAGGUACAUAUUUACAGAUUUUCCUUUUUCAUAUUUUCUUGAAAAUAUGUCCUUCUUUCUGUUAUGCGGUUGCAAAAGAAAAGGUUUUUUUUUGGUUUCUUGCCGUAUUGAUGGAAAUCCAAUUUUCGAAUAGAAAAACGUUUUGAACCUUUGGCAAAAUGUGAAUUAAUCACACUUUUUACCGUUGAAACACUAAACCUCGAAACAUUUCCCAAUCAGCGUCAAUUUUUUGAAAUUAGAGUUCUUCGCGCGUAGAAGUAUAAAUCUCGUAAGAAUUUUUUUUACAGUUCUCGAAUAUGUGAUUCUGUGUAUUACGUGAUCUUAAAAGAAAAACACGUCAAUUUUUGAAAUUCUGAAUUCACUUUAAACACGUCGUUAGAUUACCCUGAUCACUGAAAGUAAUUUAAUCUCUAUCUUUACGUUUUGACUGUGUUAUAACUCUCCUUCGUAAUGAAGUCUAGCGUAGAACGCACUGUAGUGAUGUGGACUGCAUACUUUUGAGCGCUGUUAGUCAUUUCAAGGCAAAAUUCAAGGAAAACUUUUCUGUUUACGGGUUAAAGUGUACUUCAGUGAGCAUAUAAGCAAAAUGUCAUUUAUCUCCUAAUUUACGUAAAUACAAUUACUAUUGGAAAAAAACAGGCAUCCAGUCUCGGACGUCGUUCACAUCCGAGGGCUUGUUCGUCCAUUCACGGAGAACAUGCUUCGCAAUGAGAUAACCAAAGACGGGGCCAACAUCCUUGAUUUUUGGAUGGAUAAGGUCAAAAGUCACUGUUUUGUCAAGGUUGGCACUUUUUUUUGAAUUCCGAUAAAAGUUUCAUUUUGGUUCAGUUGGAUUCCCUGGAGAGCGCUACUGCCGUUCGUAAUGCCAUGAGUGGAAAACAUUGGCCUGACUCGAAUCCCAAGGAGCUCUCCGUUUGUUAUGAUACAGAUGAAAAUGUAUGAUUGAGAAAACUCAUUGUUUCCAACGUUUCUGCACCUAGAUGGAACGGUACAAAGAAGGCAAAGUUGAUGCGAAGCCAUUGAUCGCCACAAUCGGAAGUAUUACCGGUCGUUCGCGCCCCGAGAGAGUCUCUACUUCUAGUUCUGCGGUGGCGCCUCCGUCUCGAGGAAAUCUUCGUGUCACAGUUAGUUCCAAGGCUUUUUCCUGUAAUCUACCUUUGACGGAUUCACGAUUCCAUACUUCCUUAAGUUCUAAAAGUUAUUCUUUUCAAGAAAUUUAACAUCCGUAUUGCUCUCUCUCUUGAUUUUGUUUAUAAGUGAACCUUAUCAGCUGUCUUUCAACGUCAAAAAGAAUAAUCCAUGAAAGGAGUUCUGUUUGAAACCCACAAAAAAUUGCACAAGUUCGGAAAAGUUCGUAUGAAUCGAUUCAAUCAACAGCAUUAUUUCUCGAAAUCCCGAUUUUCCUUAUACACUUUCAAAGCAUUAAUAUAAAGAAAAACUCCGAAUAAAAUGAAAAUUAACUGCAACACAGUUUUUCGAAUUAAUCAGAAAGCCCAAAUGGACAAAAUUGCAGAAGUUCAAUCCAAUUUAUUGUUUUCUCCUGUAUGGACACAACUGUAGAUUGGUUUUAAAAAAGUCGUGGUAUUUACUUCUAUAAUUUCUUAAUCACGAGUUUUGACCGUCUCUUAUCUUCAAGUGAAUUGAGCUUUCUCUAUGAUUUUUCUUGCUUGAUUGGCCAUUUUGUUACAGGUCGAAGCGGCAGUUCGCGAGAACACGAAACGGGAAGUCGCCGUCAAGAAAGAACCUGACCAAUCGAAGCCCCGAAGUGUGCGUCCUUCCGAGGUCAGAAACUGUUUGGCAAGGCAAUAAAUCAAAUUGAUAAGCCGUAUUCUGGACAGUUUGAAAUAGUUUUAUUUUUUUUUUCUAUAGAUUAUUUCGUUUUACCUUUUUCUUUUCACGUUCGUAUGGCUCAGCCGGUUAGGGAGAAAAAAGGAAAAUAACUUUGUGAUCUUAAAUUUAAUGAGUUUUUUUUUCAAUGGUUUUGCGUCACGAAAAACUUGUUUUCGAAAUGGAUUUUGCAGCAGGAGAAGGGAAGAGAUCGGAGAGUGGAGACGGAGGAGAGGAAAAGGCGUCGGUCGCCUUCUCCUCAGAGCUCGAGGUCUCGCUUCGACGAAAAACGACUGCGCAGAAUCGACGAAGAUCACGACCGUUUGAGAGACGGUGGCGACGGCAGGAACCUCAGGAGGGAGCCGAUCGAGGAAGAGAUUCCGACCAAGACUCCUGACGAGCUUUUCAAAAAGACAUCUACUACUCCGGCUCUUUAUUUCUUGCCGUUGACUGACGAACAGGUAAACGCCAUUUUCUUUGGACCACACAUGGCUAACUUGCAAAUAAAUCCAACAUUCAACUAAAGAAAAAAUUAUAUUUUUAUUAUGAGCUCGCGAAAAAAAUUCCGUUUCAAUUCCCUCUUUUUGACCCUUUUCUUCCGAGCAGUUUUCUAAGAUUUUAAGAUUGAUGAUGAAUCUUUAUUUUAUCAUAGUGGCAAAGAGGUCAUGAUGAAGCUCAUUUAUUUUUUCAUGGAGAAACGUUUCAGGUGGCGCAAAAGCAGAAGCUAUCGUUGAAUAACAAAAGCGAGCAGGUUUCGAAAGAAGAUUCUCAUCGAAACGACCGCCGACGAAGUUAAGGAGAUGCGUUUUUGGUAACUCUUUUCAACACAUCUGUAAUGAUCUUUUCGCGUAACAAUUUCUCAUCAUUCAGCCUUUGUGCAACAUUAUUUUUUAUUCCAGGAACAGUGCCACUUGA